AUGGAGUUUUCGUUUUUAUUUAUUUAGUUGUUCAUUUGCAUUAAAAUACUUGUCGUUAUCCAGAAUCUAUGGUUUUUCCCUUAGCACCUGUCAUUUUUUGUGGAAAUUUACUCUUCGUGAAAACGUGGAAAAAAUUGAAAUUGCUUACUUGAGCGCAGCGUUCCCAGGGAAGCAAACUCUGUCAUUGUCAUUUUCUCAAAAUUAGGAUAACUUUUUCAGCCUACAAGCUUUCAAAGCACUGCAUUGUUUAUCGAACACGUUUACUCUUUCAUUUGCAAAUUAGUUGCUACGAAUAAUCUGCUCAUUGAUAACAAACACAAAGAUUUUUUUCUCACAAUUGUCUUUUCAGCUUUGGUCGAAAGGAACGAAGUCUGACUUCGCGAUCCGCAUCUUGAGGAAUCAACAUCAAAUUUUGUCGCAGAUGUGGACGGAUUUGGCAUAAGAAUAAUUUACUAUCACAAAUCUUCCUUCAUUCGUCUAGUUACACCUUUCGUGACAGACAAUUUAAGCUCGAUUCGAUUUAGAUCGCGGUUUUUGUGUGUCAACGGCGAGUGAUCUGACAUUUUAUAGCAACUUGGCCAUAGACCGCGAUAAAAAAACUAUUUUGGAAUUCCACAUGUGCGCAUCGUGCUUUGUUUUCCCCGUCCGUGAUCAUCGGUCUGUUUAUUUGUUACGGAUCAUCGAUUUCUGCGUUACGUAUUCGCCCAUAGCCGUCUGAUAUUUUAUCCUGAGAAGUUGCUUUGAAGAUCCUUCUCGAGUUUUUAAUCCCUCUCUUCACAAGGACUUGAUUCUUCCUUGAAAACGUCACAGGAAAGGUUUAGUCCAGCAAAGAUCUGAAAGAUAGUCAAACAUCUGUGUUUUAAUGUCACAAUAUACUUCCCCCGAUGAAUUGGAAAAACAUCAUGUUCGCGACGUUUAUAAUCAAAUAGCGCCUCAUUUCGUUGGUUCACAACACAAAGCCUGGCCAAAGGUUGAAGAAUUCCUUCUCUCUCUGCCAGCAGGAAGCCUGAUCGCUGAUGUUGGUUGUGGAACAGGCAGGUACUUAAACCUGGUAGGAGAUCAGUCCUUCACUCUUGGAUCAGACAGCUGUAUGAAGUUCAGUCAAAUUGCUGCAAAAAGAGGCCAUAAUGUCUUGACAUGUGACAAUCAGAAUCUUCCCCUCAAGGAUAACUGCUUUGAUGCUGUGAUUUCCAUCGGUGUCAUUCAUCAUUUUGCAUCUGCCAAGAGGCGUAUGAAAGCAUUGGAAGAACUUUACCGUAUUCUUAAACCUGGAGGGAAGAUGUUGGUGUAUGUUUGGGCAUUCGAACAAGAUGAAAGAAAGUUCAAUGGUCAGGAUGUCUUAGUUCCAUUUACACAAUACCAGAGAAAUACAGUUCGCAGAAGAAAAUCCACUCCUUUGAUGUCAAGAAUCCAUCCACUGAUGAAAGUUAAAGAUACAUCAAACAAGUCUGCUUCAUCAUGGCAAUCAAGGCGAGCAUUUUCCCUGGACGAACCAAAGAGUGAAAGGAAUCGAUUUAGCGCGCGGUUGACAAUGGAGGAAGACCUGUGUAAACAGGAUGCGAGAUCUUCGAGGUUCUCUCGCCUGCAACAUGUUAGGAACGGCGGCAAGAUUUCCACCUUAGAUCCAGCGCUCGAUCCUGAUUGUCGACUUUCAUCCGAGGUUACACCGGUCGCAAAACUUAAAAAGUUCCUUAACAAUGUUUUAGAGAAGUUAUUUGAUGACAAAGCUUCCGAGACAACACCCAAUCGCCCUCAAGAAAAAGCGCAUGGUAAUCUCGUUUCCAUGGAUACAAACUUGGACUUGAGCGCCAAAUUAUCAGCUUUGAUGUCGCAUUUUUCUUCGGAGAGCCGACCAAGAUACUUGAAUGGUGAAUUCCUCUCCUUAGUGGCAAAGAAGUUGUUCCCUGGCAAGGAAGAAUUAGAUGUAAACGGUUUUGACGAGAGCUCAGUGGCUAGUAGGGAAGCUGGUGAAGAAAUAUCCUGGAGUAAGAACAGAGACCACUCUACAGCGGAGUCCCCUUCCAAUGAUGUCAUCAUUGGCUUGAGAGAGAAAAAAACUGAUGGUCGCCUUCAUGAAGAUGGAGCAGAUGAUUGGCAUGGAGUUAGCUUGGGGGUAGUUGCAAGGCUUGUCGAGACGUUAGCAUCGUCAAGCGACGCGGAGAGUGACAGUUCUAGUUCCAGUGAUUACGUUACAUCAGACUCAAGCGCUGCAGAGGACUGUGACCGAGUCAGAUCACGCCAUGUCACACGCAACAACAAGGUUUUCCAUCAUACCACAGUGAACUGUCAAGACAAACCGGAAAAGGAAUCCACUAAUUCAACCACAGCUCCGGGAGAUUCACUUUCGUCAUCUUCAUCAUCUUCAUUGUCAGCUUCGUCGUCACUGUCAUCAACUGCAUCGCCAUCACCAUCGACUAAACCGCGGAAGAAAGUGAAAAGCAAGCUACAUCAGAGGUAUUAUCACGUGUUUUGCGCUGGGGAGUUAGUGAAGUUAGUUCAAGAGGGAAUUCCAUCUGCUGUACUACUCAAAGAAUAUCAUGAUCACGGAAACUGGGCGGCCGUUUGGGAAAAGGAAAGCUUAGAGCCAAAAGUUGACCAAUCGAAUUUGCACAUGAAAAAUUAGCUUCUGCGAACAGCCAUGUCCUCUGUUAAAAUUGCACUAGGGCAAAGAGUUGAUCCAUGUGAAGGAAUGGAAACGAGUUAAGUCGAUGCUGGUAAUUGUACCAGACAUAGAAGACAGUUUUGCUACAUUUUCUCCGUGCGCUUUUCCAUAAGUAGUCAGAAUUGGCGGACGUUGGGUGUUGGCUAAUUUUCUGAUUUUUACCCAACCAUCAGUCUUUUAAAAGGUUUCCGUUUGCGGUUAUUAUAGCUUGAAAAAGGCAAAGCAAAGUAAAAAGUACGAUGAAUGUGAAAGGCAAACGGUGGAAGAGAGCACUCAUCCGAAUCAGCUUGCUUGCCGGCCACGUUUAACAUACGUCUCCCUACGGCACAAGCGUCGUUUUUUGGUACAUUCAGACGCGUGGAGGACUACGUGAGGUGAAGGCAAAAGACGAAUCUUGUGCGGCAGUGAUUCGCCCGUCUGCUCGCCUGAAUAAGCAAACAAUUUACACCUGAACUGCAGGCUAAACAUUUGCAAUUUCUUUCUUUCCUAUUACUAUUUUCUGUUUAAAUUUUUACUCUCUUUUACAACUCUAAACGGCAACCACUUCGCAAGCUACUCAACAAGGCGUAAAAAUAACACGCCUGACUUAAAGUUUCCGCAGAUACUAAAAUGGCUAAAUUCUUUGAAGCAUGUUAAUUUUUACAAAAUAAUUGCGGCGAGAAAUUCGGUGUUAAAUUGUGUUAGAAUUUAUAAAAGUAAAUGUGACUGUAAAGGAAGGAAUCAGACACGGGAAUCUAAACAGUAAUAUUUUAUACUAAGUAACAGAUUUGUGAUCUUAAGCAUUAUUUUUAAUUGUAUAAGGCAAGAAAGAAAUUUAUAUUUAAUAUAAUUUGACAGUUUUUUUUUAAGUUUUAGUUCCUUUCUUAAAUGGACGGCUUACCUCAAUUAUUUUUAACCUAGGAUAUUUAAUUAAAAGAUAUUUAUAUGCUAGAUGUGUCAGUCUGAACUUUCGAAAGCGCUUAAAAUGUUGAAUUUUAAUUGCAUGGCAAAGAGCUCAGUAACUUAUUUGAUUAUUU
Messenger RNA from Stylophora pistillata, 3678 nucleotides. RefSeq lists its product as uncharacterized. Gene Ontology annotation, molecular function: tRNA binding; tRNA (5-carboxymethyluridine(34)-5-O)-methyltransferase activity; S-adenosylmethionine-dependent methyltransferase activity. Gene Ontology annotation, biological process: tRNA wobble uridine modification; tRNA methylation. Gene Ontology annotation, cellular component: cytoplasm; nucleus. The record is from RefSeq and is a predicted model, not a curated record. NCBI's taxonomy places the organism in Eukaryota, Metazoa, Cnidaria, Anthozoa, Scleractinia, Pocilloporidae.